AUGUUCUCCCCAAGCAGGAGGACGACCAGUUCUUCUCGCGCGCAAGUCCUGCUAACAUGGAAGAUGGACAAGGCUCAGAGUGGACCCCGAAAUGCUGAGAAGGAAAUCCUCGCCUUGAGACUCCUGCGUGACACUGAGACCUGUCGGCAGAAUUUCAGGAACUUCCCGUACCCAGACCUGGCCGGUCCUCGGAAAGCCUUGAACCAACUCCGAGAGCUCUGCCUUAAGUGGCUGAGACCCGAGAUCCACUCAAAGGAGCAAAUCCUGGAGCUGCUGGUUCUGGAGCAGUUCCUGAGCAUCCUGCCUGGGGAGGUUCGGACGUGGGUGAAGUCCCAGUACCCGAGGAACAGUGAGGAGGUAGUGACGCUGGUGGAGGACUUGACUCAGAUUCUGAAAGAAGAAGCUGCUCCUCAGAACUUCACCCUUUCCCAAGAGACCCCAGAGGACGACCCCAAAGGAAGACAAGCUUUCCAGGCAGGGUGGUUCAAUGACUUGGUUACCAAAGAAUCUAUGACAUUCAAAGAUGUGGCAGUGGACAUCACCCAGGAGGACUGGGAGCUCAUGCGUCCUGUGCAGAAGGAAUUGUACAAGACCGUGACCCUGCAGAACUACUGGAACAUGGUUUCUCUCGGACUUACAGUGUAUAGACCAACUGUGAUCCCCAUGUUGGAAGAACCAUGGAUGGUGCUAAAAGAAAUUCUAGAAGGCCCAAGUCCAGAAUGGGAAACCAAAGCCCAAGAGUAUACUCUGGUGGAAAAUGUUUCUAAACUCAAAAAGGAUGGAAUCAAGCUCAUCAAACUGGAAGAACCCUCUGACUAUGAUGACAGAAUGGAGGGACAAGCGGCAGAGACCUUCAGGAGAAUUCCCACCAAAAGGAGACAUUUCAGUGUGAAGAAGUCAGUCCUUUCACAAGAAGAUGGUCCUGUAGAAGACUAUAAAUAUGAUAUAUAUAGAAGCGAUUUUGAAAAGCAUUCAAACCUAAUUAUGCAGUUUGGUACCCAGUCAGACAAUAAAACGUUCAUGUACGAUGAAGACAAGCCCUUCAGCCCCGGCGUCGUACACAGGAAAAUAUACCCCGGAGAGAAGCCUUAUAAGUGUAAGGUGUGUGGGAAGAAGUUCAGGAAGUACCCAUCCCUCAUUGCACACCAAAACAGCCAUGCCAAAGAGAAGUCUUACGAAUGUGAAGAGUGCGGCAAAGAGUUCAGACACGUCUCAUCCCUCAUCGCACAUCAGAGGAUGCACACAGGGGAGAAACCCUACGAAUGCCACCAGUGCGGGAAAGCCUUCAGCCAACGUGCCCACCUCACCAUCCACCAGCGGAUCCACACGGGAGAGAAACCCUACAAGUGUGAUGACUGUGGGAAAGACUUCAGCCAGCGUGCCCACCUCACCAUCCACCAGAGAACACACACGGGAGAGAAACCCUACAAGUGCUUGGAAUGUGGUAAAACCUUCAGCCACAGCUCAUCACUCAUUAAUCACCAGAGAGUUCAUACAGGAGAAAAACCUUACAUAUGCAACGAAUGUGGGAAGACCUUCAGCCAGAGCACACACCUCCUCCAACAUCAGAAGAUACAUACAGGAAAGAAACCAUAUAAAUGCAAUGAGUGCUGGAAAGUAUUCAGUCAGAGCACUUACCUUAUUCGACAUCAGAGAAUUCACUCUGGAGAGAAGUGUUACAAAUGCAACGAAUGUGGAAAAGCCUUCGCUCACUCCUCCACACUUAUUCAGCACCAGACCACUCACACUGGAGAGAAGUCCUAUAUAUGCAGCAUAUGUGGGAAAGCCUUCAGCCAGAGUGCAAACCUCACCCAGCAUCACAGAACACAUACUGGGGAGAAACCCUAUAAGUGCAGUGUGUGUGGGAAAGCAUUCAGCCAGAGCGUCCACCUUACUCAGCACCAGAGGAUUCACAAUGGAGAAAAACCGUUUAAAUGCAACAUAUGUGGGAAAGCGUAUAGACAAGGUGCAAACCUUACUCAGCAUCAAAGGAUUCACACUGGAGAGAAACCCUACAAAUGCAACGAGUGUGGAAAGGCAUUCAUUUAUUCCUCAUCACUGAAUCAGCAUCAGAGAACUCAUACUGGAGAGAGACCCUAUAAAUGUAACGCAUGCAACAAAGAUUUUAGCCAGAGAACAUGCCUUAUUCAGCACCAGAGGAUUCACACAGGAGAGAAGCCCUAUGCGUGCCGCAUAUGUGGCAAAAGCUUCACCCAGAGUACGAACCUCAUCCAGCAUCAGCGCGUCCACACAGGUGCCAAAAAUCGAAACUAAUGCAUCCGGGAGACUGCGCAUAGGUUUUCAAACCUAAUCGUUCUACAUUUUAUUUUGUACUCUGCUUGUUGAAAACAUUAUUCAAAAGAAGUGCAAUAUGGGUUAGAUUUUCACUCAGCAGAAGUAUCAGAAUUAGUGAUGGGAGUAUAACCUAUUUAAAUGUACUGUGAAAUUUCAGAUGAAAACAUUCACUUCAUAAUAACCUUUAUUUGAUACCGGUUUAGUUCAUUCCAGAAAGAAACCCUAGGAAAGGAAGAGUGCCAGAAACCUGUUCGCCACUAACUCAGAACGAGUUUCAAGUACUUCUUCAUGAGGCCUUAAGAAUGUACUGUAACAGGAAGGCUUCCAUCCAGUAGAGCUUCCACACCAGAGGGUAAUCCCAGGGUGACAGAACAGAAGAGCUGCCCUCCGGCCUUUAGUUCUUCCCAGCUUUGAAGCCUUAAAUACGUAAAGGGCCCCCUUCCCUUUUCCUGUUAUGCCAUAACUGCUACGUGAAGCCAGUAGGUUUGCCAAAAAAGAAAAUGGUUGAAAGUAUGUUAAGGAAGGACUUCUGUGUGACCACUCUUUAUGUUUUCCUCUGAAUACUGAGAUGUUAAAGGAAGAGCAGCCUAGUGAAAGAUGAUCUCUUAGGAGAAGCUAAUGUGUCUAACCCUUAGACAUGUGCACAAAUUUUCUUGAACAGGCAAAAAUUAAACAAUUUAAAAUU
Messenger RNA from Budorcas taxicolor (takin), 2980 nucleotides. RefSeq names its product zinc finger protein 287 (gene ZNF287). The transcript is spliced from 5 exons. Lineage: Eukaryota; Metazoa; Chordata; Mammalia; Artiodactyla; Bovidae. The coding region runs from base 1 to 2274 and encodes 757 amino acids. Gene Ontology annotation, molecular function: RNA polymerase II cis-regulatory region sequence-specific DNA binding; DNA-binding transcription factor activity. Gene Ontology annotation, biological process: regulation of transcription by RNA polymerase II. The record is from RefSeq and is a predicted model, not a curated record.